Molecule: messenger RNA, 786 nt
Organism: Brassica oleracea var. oleracea
Lineage: Eukaryota; Viridiplantae; Streptophyta; Magnoliopsida; Brassicales; Brassicaceae
Exons: 1
Coding region: 1-786 (261 amino acids)
Source: RefSeq, a predicted model, not a curated record
AUGGUAAACAGCGAGCUAUUAAUAGUUGCAGUCUACGUGGACGAUCUGUUCGUGACCGGCACCAACUUUAAGAUGAUCAAGGAGUUCAAGGAUAACAUGUCAAGCAAGUUCGACAUGAGUGAUCUAGGCAAACUCACUUAUUAUCUUGGAAUAGAAGUAUGCCAAUACGAGAAUGGAAUUUCACUAGUACAGAGAAGUUAUGCUUCGAAGAUUUUAGAAGAAGAUGGAAUGGAAAAAUGCAAUCCUGUCCAAACACCGAUGGAACUCGGUCUAAAGUUGUCAAAAGCAGAACACGAAAGAGAGAUUGAUGCAACGAGGUUCAGAAGAAACAUAGGGUGUCCACGUUACCUUCUCCACACGCGACCCGAUUUGUCUUAUAGUGUUGGAGUUCUUUCACGAUACAUGCAGAGCCCAAGAAAAUCACAUGGUGCUGCAAUGAAACAAGUGCUGAGAUAUCUGCGAAGGAGUGUUUCGUAUGGUCUAACAUUCGAGAGGAGUUCACUAAAGGUUCCAAGACUUAUAGGCUACAGCGAUAGUAGUUUUGAGUCUGAUCCAGACGAUGGGAAAAGUACGACAUGCCAUAUCUUCUAUCUUGGAGAGAGUCCAAUCACGUGGUGUUCACAAAAGCAAGACACAUUUGCUUUGUCAUCCUGCGAAGCCGAAUUCAUGGCAGGAAUAGAGGCCGCAAGACAAGCCAUUUGGUUACAAGACUUAUUAUGUGAGAUCACGGAUCAACCAAGCGAGAGGUCACCAUUCGAAUUGAUAAUCAGUCUGCAAUCGCACUGA